CACCGUCAGCUUCACUACGCCGCUCCCUCCCGGACUUGUUGCACGUGCCGGACCUGCUGCCACCGCCGCCGUUGCCACCCUCCCGCCGCCGCUGCCAUCACGCCCCCGCCACCCCACAAAGGCAGCUGUUGGCUGACACUUUUCCCAUAUCCCUUUUCCCCAUCCCUCCAACCUGACUUUCCUUCCCUUACCUCAACCAACACAAGGGUAACCUUGUGGUAUCGUCCCCAACCACCCCAACGCACCACCUGUCGCACAUUCCCCAACACACUCCCACCUGUCGUACGUCCCCCCACACCGCCUCAACACACGGCUACCUGCAGUGGACCUUUGUGUUUGUGUUUGAGUGAAGGCAACUUCAUAGUCUUAUCCUAUACAGGGUAGUACAGCCUUGUACUCGAAUCUACCUCCUCCUCGACGAGAGUAGAGCCUCUUACUCAACUGUUCCAGUAGCUCCUAAUCGUCCUUCUGGUGUGGAAGUCGUGUGAGCACCACCAUUAUGGCAGCGUUGGAGUCGUGGCCACAGCAAGUUGACCCUCCACCUCAGGACGAGGAAGAAGAAUCCUCGCAUGACCGUCUAAUCUCGGGCAAGCAGACUGUCGUGUGGUCUCCCGCCGACGGCCGCACCACAACUACUACCACUACCACAACUACCGCCCCCACUUCUGCCUCGCCUGUUAUAACCACCACCACCACCACCACCACCGCCAUGUCGCGGAAGUUCUCGUGCAGCCCCAAGGCGAUAAAGGAGUUGAUCCAUGCCAACCUCCUGCCCAUCUUGACCGUGUCUGGUGUGACGGGAGGCGCUGUCUUGGGACUUAUACUACGAUACUCCCGCGAAGAGCACUGGACCAAGCGAGAGGUGAUGUAUGUGGGUUACAUCGGUGAGCUCUUCCUUCGGGCCCUCAAGGCUCUCAUCAUCCCCCUCAUCGUCUCGUCUCUCGUCUCUGCUAUCGGUUCCCUCGACCUGUCGCUCUCCAAGAAGAUCGGUUUGCGUGCCAUCGCCUACUACAUGACGACGACGGUGCUGGCGGUGAUCCUGGGCAUCAUCCUAGUGGUGAGCAUCCACCCAGGGAAGGGCUCUGAUGAGGGCAUCAAAAAGGCAGGAGAGGCUCGUGAUGUGUACACCCCAGAUCUUCUCAUGGAUCUCCUCAGAAACUUGUUUCCACCCAACCUGAUCCAGGCGUGUUUUGAGACGCACAAGACUAUCAUCAUACAACCGAAACUGAAGGACCUGGAGAAUGACACCCGAAAAGAGGAAUGGAUAAGAAAAUAUAAUUGGACAGAGGGUACAAUGCCGCCCAAGGCUGAGUGGGAACUGGGGACAGAGCACACCAGAGCUCUGAACAUCAUGGGUCUGGUGAGCUUCGCCACUCUGCUCGGCUUGGCACUCUCAACUCUGGGAGCCAAGGGCAAACCUCUCCUGGAUUUCUUCCACUCGCUCUCCGACGCCUCCAUGGUCAUCACCUCCUGGCUCAUCUGGAUUUCACCAGUUGGUAUUCUCUUCCUGGUGGCCUCAAUGAUUAUUGAGAUGGAAGACUUCAGCGUCAUGUUAGGGCAGCUGGGCUUGUAUUUCGGCACCGUCAUCCUAGGUAUCUUCAUCCAUGGUUUUCUCAUCCUCCCUGCUAUCUACACGAUCUUCACGCGCAAAUUGCCAUUCCGUUUUCUGGCCAACAUGUCCCAGGCCUAUAUCACAGCCUUUGCCACUGCUUCCAGUUCAGGAACCAUGCCAGUAACCUUCCAGUGCCUUGAGGAAAAAAAUAAGAUUGAUCCACGCGUGACUCGGUUCGUGAUUCCCAUUGGUGCCACCAUCAACAUGGAUGGCACUGCUCUCUACGAGGCUGUUGCUGCCAUCUUUAUUGCACAAGUCAGAGGCAUCGCUCUCACCAUCGGACAGGUGGUUGCUAUAAGUAUCACUGCUACUGCAGCUGCUAUUGGGGCUGCCGGUAUUCCCCAGGCAGGUCUUGUCACCAUGGUGAUGGUUCUGGAUGUUGUUGGUCUUCCCAGCGAGGACAUGACUCUCAUCAUCGCUGUCGACUGGUUGCUUGAUCGAUUCCGUACCAUGAUCAACGUUCUUGGAGACAGUAUUGGUGCUGGGCUUGUGUACGAACUUAGUAAGAAGGAACUGGAACAGAUGAGUAUUAAUGCUAAUGGUGACGUGGAGCGACCUUCCAAUGAAAUUGCUAUGGACGCAGUCGAAUCCAGCAAAAUGUGAGAAACAGUGAAAAUAAAUUCCCAGCUCGAUAUAAAUAUUACCUGUUCUACCAGCCCUUGUACCUUACACCUGGAGGGCCUUGGCACCUGCAGCUCAGCCAUGGACGUGAAGCACGGCUGGACGGAGCUGAUUUCUUCACAACAUGAAACUCUUCUCUAAAAUGGUGUUCCAAAAGGUGUCCAGUGACCUCUUGCCUAAGAAUGGUUGGCAGGUGUCAGCAUGAUUCUUCCAUACCUUCUAGAGGUAAAUAUGUGUAUUUUACAUUCGAGGAAGAUAUAAAUACAGUAUCAGAUGUGUACGAUGUAUUAUGACUAAGAAUUGUUCUCUGAGAACAACAGUCACUCAUACUUAGUCUGGUACGUUAUUCAUCUAAGACUUCCAUGUUGUUUACUGUUGAAAGAGGAAUACAGAAUAUUGUGUAGCUACUACGUAAGAAAAAUUAAUGUAAAGUUACUUUGCUGAGAAAUUUUAAGUUAAAUAUCUUUACAAGUAUUACUGCAUCAAUUACAUAACGUCUGAGUUUUGACUUAUUCGUUAAAUAUUUUCUCUUUAUUUAGAUUUGAAUCAUGGCAUUUUAUAUUGUUUACUAAAUAUAAAUUAUUCAUAGAAGUACAAUUCCUCUAUUUGCACACUGAUAAAAGUAUGCAAUGAACAGAUUCACUAUGAUUUUUUUUUUCAUUUUUUCUGUGGGCAACUAAAAUCAUAUCAAAGAAUUAGUGGAGAGUGAUCCACUACAGGUGUAUAUAAGAACGUGCAUUUAUUGUACAUCACUUGACAAUUUAUUGCUUAGGUAAAGUAUUUGGUAACGUACUGAAGCAGUUUUGUUAUUGUUGUCUUGUUGGAGAGUAUACAGAGAUAUAUUGUUGUCAAGUGUUAGAGCCUCAGCUGCUGUGUAUGUGUUAGCCUCAGAUGUCACCAACUUUCUUUCAUCCUCAUUUUCGGAUAUGCGUAGAUACUAUAAGCAUAGCUUUGUGAAACCAAGCAAUAAAGCCGAAUACUGCAUAGCCCAAAUUUCUGCAUGACCUUAACCACUAGUGAGUGUCGAAGUUGCCGAAGUAUAUGGCUUGGGUUUCACAUAUGAUCUAUCAUGUAAAUAUUCGAUGAAUAUGUACAAAUAUGUGUAUUUAAGGGUAUGAACCCUGGGAGCACAUGUUUCCACAACCAUUCUUGAAAAUCCUUCAUCAUUGUUUAAGUUUUAUGAGAAAAUGAGCACAAUUCUAUUCAUUAAUCGUUAAACACUUGGAAGAUAAAGUGAUGUGUGAACGUCAUCUUUCAGUAAAACUGUUUGUAGUCAUCAAUCAGAUUUUUUUAAAUAUAUAAAUUAACAAUUGAAGUCUUUAGAUUAUUAAAAAUUGGCAGCAAUUCAUUAAAAGAGUUAAAAGUCAGUUAAACACAAAAUAAUAUUAAGUAGUUAAGGAAUCCUGGCCUGAAACUGGGCGCCAUUGUUAGUGAAGUAUUAUUAUUGUUAAUAUAUUAUGGUGUACUGCUGUGACCUUGUAAUCUUAUUUUGUUUACAAUAAAAAAAAAGUGUUACUGUUCAACAGUACAAAAUUUUGUACCUAUUAAGCAGGAUAGCCCUAGUAAAUUCUUACUUCAUCAGAUAAAUGCUGUUUCCUAUUCAGAUUUUUGUGAAUAACAAUAUAUAACAUUUACAUGUGUCGUGCUCCCUAAUCAAUGUACUGUAAUUGUGAUGGAACAAGCGAUUCAUAACCAGCAGGGAAGGACGUUUAUGUGCAAUGAUACAAUGCGUUAAUAUUGCUGAGUUGCUUGUUACCUUACAACCCCAGAAACACAGAUAAGCCAGUGAAGGCGACAUAAUAUGUCUACUUCAAGUAGAGGAUGGAAAUAUAUUAUCUUCUCUAUCAGUAGAAGACUGAGUGUUGCGUAAUUAUUUUGUAUAGUUAUGACCAAUAGAGAAUUUAAGUGCAGGAGUGACUGAUUUAGAAAUAAGAUUACGUCUCCACAUAUCAUAUUCUAUUUCAUUGCUGUAAUUGAGACUAGUGAUGAAUUUAUAGAUAAUAUUGAAUAAAUAGGGGAGCACUAAAUCUGUAGGGAUCAAACAGCGCCUGGGGGAAUGGUAGGCAAUCAGGUUUGAUCCAAGAGAGGAAAAGUCAGAUUCUAUUCCUUACAUCAAGAGCCUCUCACUGGCAUCAAGGAACCUCCCUUGAGGGGUUAUAUAGAUCAUAGAUAAUAUAAAAUGUUUAAGAAUUUUUGUGCUUAUCAUUUUAUUUUAACUUUCGUGUAAAGUCUCUCUUGUUAGUUUGAAUAUUUAUUAUUAUAAGAGUCUCAAAAUCUUUGUCUGUUAUUUCACUUGAUCGUGGUAAAGAAAUCUGAAAAAUUUGUGUAAUACAUUCAACUGAUUUUAAAGUCUUAAUGUACUUCAGUCUAAAACGAUUUUGCUUGAAUUGGAAAGGUGAUACCGACAAGUUGUAAGUAGUAGACACGUUGGCGCUGAGCAAGACGCGUUUCGGACACGUUUCGCCACAAGUGAAUUCGUCAGUUGUAAUGGACUGAAGAAACCAUUCGUGCCGAAACGUUCCCUUAAUAAACCUCUUGAUCAGCACAUACGUAUCUUUUACAUCAAACGAUUUUUUUUAUGUUUAAACAUUUGCUCAUUGUACAAAGGUUAGAAUUUUGUGAAAACUCUUCAAUGAUUAUCAAAAGCAUUUCCCAAGGAGAGAUCGUAAAAUGCAUUCUUCUGUCCCCGACAGUGACGCUGGGGAUUGUGGUUUUAACAUUAUUUCGGGUAUUCAUCAUGAAGAAAACGUAUACUGUAUUGCAAUUUUGUAUAUAUGUGAACUGUACCGAUCACAUAUAGUCAUUUUCAUAAGUGUCACCAAAGUGUUUAAAACUGCUGAAUGUGUAACAUAAAUGUAUUGAAAAAAAUUAGUUAAGGUCAAAUAUAUAUAUUAUGUCUUAAA
Molecule: messenger RNA, 5136 nt
Organism: Cherax quadricarinatus
Lineage: Eukaryota; Metazoa; Arthropoda; Malacostraca; Decapoda; Parastacidae
Source: RefSeq, a predicted model, not a curated record